Racocetra persica is the source of this 504-nucleotide messenger RNA. The record is from the annotation of a GenBank genome assembly. NCBI's taxonomy places the organism in Eukaryota, Fungi, Glomeromycota, Glomeromycetes, Diversisporales, Gigasporaceae.
AUGUCAGAAUUUUUCAGAGUAUUCAACCAGUUAACAAUGUGCGAUACUGCAAAUACUGUUCCAAAUUCACCAUCUAUAGAAACACCUCCUAAAGCGUUGCCUGAUUCGGAAUCGUUUCCAACAAUUAGACCUCCAUUCCCACCAGUUAUCAAUGUUGAAGAUUUAAUUUCACUUAGAGAAUCCUCAGAUGGUACUCAAAUGUUUCCAUCUCGAGCUCCAAAUGCAUUCAUAAUUUACAGGAAACAAUUUGUAAAAGCAGCGCGAGAUAAUGAACCAGAUCUCUUUUACUCAAAUCCUGGACACAUCAGCGGCAGCAGUGAUAUAAAUCAAUCUUUUUAUAACUCUAUUGAAUAUAAACACGAACCUUUAGAAUUCAUGCAAUUUAGUAACAAUUAUUAUGACUUUCCAUAUGCAUUAUCAUAUCAAAAUAUACAAGAUACGCCGUCUUUCGAGCCAGCAACUUUUGAAAAUCCCCACAAUAGUGAAGUUGAUAAUUUGCUCUAA